Messenger RNA from Synchiropus splendidus (mandarinfish), 1369 nucleotides. RefSeq names its product steroidogenic acute regulatory protein (gene star). Gene Ontology annotation, molecular function: cholesterol binding; cholesterol transfer activity. Gene Ontology annotation, biological process: steroid biosynthetic process; regulation of steroid biosynthetic process; intracellular cholesterol transport. The record is from RefSeq and is a predicted model, not a curated record. Lineage: Eukaryota; Metazoa; Chordata; Actinopteri; Syngnathiformes; Callionymidae. Gene Ontology annotation, cellular component: mitochondrion; mitochondrial intermembrane space. The coding region runs from base 110 to 970 and encodes 286 amino acids. The transcript is spliced from 7 exons.
UCACUCCUGCAGACAGAAACCGUCACCAGAGCAGCUCAAGACGACUGCAAAACAACAAGUACCUUUUUUGUUUCUACUCAGAUUAAAUAACUUUAAAACGUUUUUUAAAAUGCUGCCUGCGACUUUCAAGCUGUGUGCAGGCAUCUCCUACCGACACAUGAGCAACAUGACAGGGAUUCGAAAGAACGCCAUGGUUGCUAUCAACCAGGAGCUGAUUCGCCUGGCAAGGCCUGAACCUACCAACUGGACCGGCCAAGUCCGGAGAAGAAGCUCCCUCCUCAGUUCUCGUAUCCAGGAAAACGAUGUGUACAGUGCGGAGGAGAAGCUGUACGUGAAGCAGGGAGACCAGGCGCUGCAGAUGGGCAUCAGCAUCCUCAGUGACCAGGAGGGCUGGACCCUGGAAACCACUGCUGCUAAUGGUGAUAAAGUCUUCAGCAAGAUGCUACCAGACAACAGGAAAGUGUUCAAACUGGAAGGGAUGAUCGAGCAGCCUCCUGACAGUCUCUAUGGAGAACUGGUGGUUAACAUGGAGCAGAUGGGCGACUGGAACCCAAAUGUCAAACAGGUCAAGGUACUUCAGAGGGUCGGUCAGCACACAAUGGUGACCCAUGAAGUGUCGGCAGAGACGCCGGGCAAAGUUGUGGGGCCGAGAGAUUUCGUCAGCGUUCGCUGCACAAAACGACGGGGCUCUUCGUGUUUCCUGGCUGGAAUGUCGACACAACAUCCAAACAUGCCUGAGCAGAAGGGGGUCAUCAGGGCAGAGAACGGCGUUACCUGCAUCGUUCUGAAGCCCUGUGCAGAUGAGCCGAACAAGACCAAGUUAACCUGGUUACUAAAUUUAGACCUGAAGGGCUGGAUCCCGAAGACGGUCAUAAACAGAGUGCUCUCUCAGACGCUGGUGGACUUUGCCAAGCACCUCCGGCUGAGGAUGGCCGACACCGUUUCUAUGGAGAUGGCUCAACCAUGCUGAGACCUGAUGAUUCUUCAGCCUUGGCACCGCAGCAAAAAAGCAACUCUUCCAAACGACACCGCAUGAAUCUGCUUUAUCUGCUCGAAAUAACCUGGAACCAAACUGAGGGUAUUGAAGAGAUGAGGCGAAGAUGAUUCCUGGUCUGAGUCUGAGCCCCCGUCUUAUUCUACAUUGCUUCUGUUGUAGCCUCUUAGCAGUGAGCUCCUGUGGUUUAGAGUCAUUAACAUCUGGUUUAUUGUGUGUAUCUUCUAUGUUUAUUUAUUGAUGGUCUAUGUUGUAUAGUGGUGAAGGCUGUCGGGAAUGUUGAUAGUUAAAAUGAGCUUUCAUUAUGUACAUAGAAGAGAAUGAGCACUGUCCUUGUGUGACGCUUGAGUACUUGAAUAAAGUCUCAAAAAAAGC